Molecule: messenger RNA, 1798 nt
Organism: Musa acuminata AAA Group (dessert banana)
Lineage: Eukaryota; Viridiplantae; Streptophyta; Magnoliopsida; Zingiberales; Musaceae
Product: transcription factor PCF2-like
Exons: 1
Coding region: 654-1706 (350 amino acids)
Cellular component (GO): nucleus
Molecular function (GO): DNA-binding transcription factor activity; sequence-specific DNA binding
Source: RefSeq, a predicted model, not a curated record
CGACGGCAAAUGGGUCCCGGCUCGCGUAGUGGUGAACCCCACCCACAGUAAAGUGUGACGUGAUACAGGAGAGGACAAACAAGUUAAGGGAUCCGGGUCCCACCUGAUGGUGCGUCCUGUUAGUGUGCUUCAAGAGAGUAUAAAUACGAGCGUAGUUUAGGAAGCGAAGUUUCAAGGAAGUGAUAGGCUAAUAGCCGCAGCCUACCUGGCUAGUGAUUGGAGGCCGGAGCCUUAAACUGUGGUCACAGCUUUCGCCACUCAAAAGCCAGGUAGGUCAUCUGAGUACGAAACGAACAGGUCGACGAAAACUGCUGCGAGGAACAGUAUCGGAAUCCUCAUCCGCACACGGCACGCCCCCUCCGCCUCCCCCAACGAUCAAACAGAUACGGGUUCACCGCAUUCCCCCAAAUUAUUAAGGCUCUAGGGUACACUUAAAUCUUGAUCUGGUGGACCCUCAGGGAUCCGACGGUCGUAACAGCUCGGAGCCGAGUCACGGUUAUUUCGCCGCGGGAUGGCUGAUAAAAGAAGGUGGGGUUGGGUGGGCUUCUAGGGUUGGUGUGUGUGCAAGUGUGCGUGCGAUCUGUUAUUUUGGGGAGAAGAGAGGGAAAGGCAAAAGAUGUGAGCUUUUUCGAAGACGGUAAGGUGCAGUCGAUAUGGAAUCCCAGAAGCGCGACGAAGAGGAUGGACGGAGGAAGACAGCCGAAGGCGGUGGCGGUGGCGGCGUCGGUGGGGUGUUAGGAGGAGGGGUGGCGGUCCCGCCGUCGGGGGUCUUACCGGUCCACCGCUUCAUCGUCCCCAAGCCGGAGCCUCUCGAGAUGUUGGGGAUGGGGGCGUUCCAGAUAAUCCGGAGGCCAGCUAGCCGGACCAAGGACCGGCACACGAAGGUGGAGGGCCGCGGACGGAGGAUCCGGAUGCCGGCGGCGUGCGCCGCCCGCAUCUUCCAGCUAACGCGCGAGCUAGGGCACAAGUCCGACGGGGAGACCAUACAGUGGCUCCUCGAGCACGCGGAGCCGGCUAUCAUCGCCGCAACUGGCACCGGGACCAUCCCUGCUAUCGCCACCAGUGUCGGCGGAACCCUAAAAAUUCCCACGGAGGCCCCGACCUCCGCUCCAGUGACCUCCACAUCCACCCCGGCGGCCGCGGAUGACACGCCAGUGGACGACGACGGCGCGGGCAAAAAGCGGAGGAAGAAACUCCAGCCGUUGCGGACGGGUGGCGGCACAGUCGUCGCCGGGUACUACCCCGUCCAGGAUCCGAUGCUCCCGGUCGGCGGUGCCAUCACGAUGUCGUCGGGCUUGGCGCCGAUGGGGUCAGGUGCGCAGGGGUUGGUGCCGAUGUGGACGCUCGGGGGCAGCGCAGCAGGGGCCAGCGUAAUACCGCCGGGGCCACUGUGGGUGCUGCCACCGCCAUCAUCAGCGGCAGGCCCGUCGAGCCAGUCGCAGGUAUGGACGUUCCCCCAGGCGCCGCAGAUCAUCCACCUCGCCGCGGUCCGGCCGGCCUCCACCGACACGGUGUUCUCCAGCGGGGUAUCCGGCGUCAACGUGGCGACCGCAGCGGGCGCUCAACCGAAAGCCCCGGCAGCGGGAGGGAAGCAUGAGCUGCAACUGAUGUCGGAUCCUGGCACGUUUCAGCGCGGCCAAGCGCGAGAGGUGGACGACGACGACGAUGACGAAGACGACGAAGAUGACAGCAGCGCCGAAGACUAGAAUUGAAUUUAGGAUCAGCCGAGGGAUUUCUCCCUCUCCUACUCUUCCUUUUUCUUUCUUCUUUCCUUCUAUUUAUCGUUGCUGUUGCUCUC